AUCAGCCGCAUGAAGGACGUCUACAUUGUGCAGUGCCUCAUGGAGACGGACCUGUACAAGCUGCUGAAGACGCAGAAGCUGAGCAAUGACCACAUCUGCUACUUCCUCUACCAGAUCCUCCGCGGCUUGAAGUACAUUCACUCCGCCAAUGUACUGCACCGAGACCUGAAACCGAGCAAUCUGCUGCUGAACACCACCUGUGACCUGAAGAUCUGCGACUUUGGGCUGGCUCGAGUCGCCGACCCUGACCACGAUCACACCGGCUUCCUCACCGAGUACGUCGCCACGCGAUGGUACCGAGCACCGGAGAUUAUGCUCAACAGUAAAGGCUACACUAAGUCGAUUGACAUUUGGUCGGUUGGCUGCAUUCUCGCCGAGAUGAUCUCAAAUCGACCACUCUUUCCGGGUCGUCACUAUCUGGAUCAGCUGAACCACAUUCUGAACAUUCUGGGCUCGCCCUCUGAGGAGGACCUGAGCUGCAUCAUGAACGUGAAGGCUCGCACCUACCUGCAGUCGCUGCAACAGAAGCCGAAACAGCCGUGGACCGUGCUGAUGCCUGACGCCGACCCGAACGCACUGGAUCUGCUUGACAAGAUGCUGACCUUCAAUCCGAACAAGCGCAUCACCGUGGAGGAGGCCCUCGCCCACCGCUACUUCAGCCAGUACUACGACCCGGCCGAUGAGCCAGUGGCCGAGGAGCCGUUCCGCUUUGAGAUGGAACUGGACGACCUGCCCCGGGAGAGGCUGAAGCAGCUGGUCUGGGAGGAGGCUGNUUUCACCGGCGACGGAAUGGCAUCGUCUGAGGAGGUGGUGGACAUCGCCAACGCUUGUCGACGAGAACCAGCGA
Rhagoletis zephyria (snowberry fruit fly) is the source of this 847-nucleotide messenger RNA. The record is from RefSeq and is a predicted model, not a curated record. Lineage: Eukaryota; Metazoa; Arthropoda; Insecta; Diptera; Tephritidae.